This is a messenger RNA of Cryptotermes secundus, 797 nucleotides long. Its product is annotated as leucine repeat adapter protein 25-like. The transcript has 2 exons. NCBI's taxonomy places the organism in Eukaryota, Metazoa, Arthropoda, Insecta, Blattodea, Kalotermitidae. The record is from RefSeq and is a predicted model, not a curated record. Bases 52 to 756 code for a protein of 234 amino acids.
GGCCAGCAGAUUUCACAACACCAUCUCGCUUCCUUCAACAGAAGGCGAAACAUGGCCUCUCUACAGGGUCUUCCUCCAUUACCGAAGAGUCUAAGUGGCGUUAAUUUAUAUGAAAGCUGUGGGGGAAACUUGCACUUCGCUACUAUGGACCAGCAGCAGCAGAAACCGGAAGUGUCGACUCCUAGGGGAAUAACGAAGAGUGGAAGUUUUCGACAGUUGGCAUCGCAGAAUCCCACUUCCGGUAGUGUUGGGGGUUCUGGUGGCGUCAAUGGUAAUAGUGGUGCAGUGAGAGUGGUACCUUCGUCUAGUGGGCGUGGACCCACACCACCAACCCCGGGAGGAACCCCACGUCAACAGAUUGUGCACCAUCAACAUGUACGGAGUCUUCAGCAGAACGGAGAUGGUGUACCCCCUCCGAUUGCACCGCGUGUCCGGAAACCCAUGGCAUUAGACGCACAGCUGGCAGUCCUCAGGAAGGAGAUGUUUGGCCUUCGUCAGCUGGAUCUCUCCUUACUGUCUCAGCUUUGGUCCCUCAACGAGUCAAUACAAGAAUUCCGACAGCUCCUACAGGAACAAGAGGACAGUGCUGCCCUUUCCCCGCCCUCCCCCUCAUCCGCAGAUGAAGGAGAAGAAUUCUAUUCGCCUAUGCGGUAUCAUCCUGCUAUUCCAGGAGGACUUGCAUUGUCGGCAGUGCCAGAACAAUAUCGCUUAUCCAGUAGUUCGUCACAGUCCAGCAUCGAGUAUGGAGAUGUAUGAACAUUAACUAUUGUGACAAUAAAGCACAAAGAGACUGAACA